CCGGCGGCUCUCGCAGGAUGUCGAUGUCUCGCGUGGCGCGCCCUUCGGGAGGUGUCCAAGUAUUCCCGUGCCUCGUAUACGCGCGCCACGAUUGAUCGCGCUCCGUUCUCCCAAGCUCGACUUUCGAGAUAUUCUCCCUUUUCUUUUUUCUUUUUAUAUUAUCCUGUUCCCUUUCCUUUCCGCACGAUUCGCCGAAACAAGUUUCGCACCCCCAUUUCCCGGAGUAUCUUAAGAAAAAAGAGAUUCCGGCGAGAGAUAGACAGAAAAGAAACGAGAAAAGCGAAGAAUCCGGUCCACGCGCGCGUUUCUUUCGGCUCUCACCCCCGAGACAGAGCGAGCCGCAGGAAGCUCACAGGAAAGCGCACGGGGGAGCUCGUGUGGCACCCCCGAGCGUUGAGCGGCUCUUCAGGUACGCGUGUGUGUAAGGAACGCGUUGGUGCGUGUGUUUACAACCUGUGGGUGGUGCGGCGGUGGUGGCGGCGGCAGCAGAGCGGCGGCGUUAGGCACCGAUUACGGGAUAUGGAUUCGCGGUGGACCCGGGUGGAGGCGGAAGGCGGUAGAUGAUGGGUACGCGACCGAGCCCGGCGAGAGAAGCCGCCGAAUGAAAGUGAAAACGGGGAACUGCACAGUGCGUACUGCGAUGUGUGAGAGAGAGGAGAUGCGUCGCCCCCGGAAGAACGACGACGUAGGGUGCGGGAAGACGAACGGAAGGCGACGGAUGCCUUGAGCUCUCCUCAGUAAGUGCGUUCCCUUCGUUUCCGUUGACUUUCUAUGAGAGCAAGGCGCGCGAGAUGCGCGGAAGUCGCGAUUUUCGGCGUUGGAGGGAAAAAGUAAUAGACUGACGCAUAUAUUGCCAGCCGAUUGUGUAUUGAAAUUGGCAUGCUAUGUUGAAUCAACCACAAGGGUGAUUUGCUAUUUAUUAUAUACAUGGCAUUCUUGAAUUAUGUAUGAUGUUUUGCAUUAUGUAUAGUAAAACACGGCGGUGUAAGAUCGAUCGCACGACGAAUAGUCUAUUCUCGAAAUACGUGACCGAAAUCUGCAAGAAUAUUUUUGAUAUGCAAUCUAUUCUUAUUUAGGGCAAAAAUAUUUUUCCUACAUAAAACGAUUGUGGAAGGGUUUUUGCGAGAAUUAAAUUCUGAAUAAAUAAUGAAACUUUAUCAGUGAUUUAAAUAAAAACGGAAGCUUAUAAUUCGCGAUUUAUCUCGUGUAAAUCAAAAUGCAAUUUUGUUGGGAGGAAGGGGGUAGCUCCAUAAAUAACUUGCGAAUAUUAAGUUGCUGCAUUUUUUUCCUUGUUGAUAUUACUCUUGGCCUAUCAUUUGCGAACGUUUAUUUUUCAUCCUGUUGCGUGUUUUAUUGCGUGCAUCUAAAAACGAGACGUAUAGUUUAGAUAAAACGUCGGAACGCGCGACAUCGUCGGUGCAAAAAGGCAAUGAACUGCUUUCGAGCAUGAACGCGAACUGGAAAUACGCUGCCUUUCCACGCACGCGACGGAAGCAACGGAAAAUCGUUGCUGCAGAAUUCUGGGAAAGCAACAACUGUACUACUGUACCAAAGAAACGAUACUAUUAAUACUACGAGAUAUAGAAUCUUCAUAUCGAUUCUCGCAAACACAAUCCUUCCACCUUCGUGCAUCAAUAUUGUUAUAGUCGCUCUUUCUCAUCGUGUUCUACUUAUUAUACUACACUUAUGAGACUAGUAAAUUAUACCAUCGCGUAUUAAAUCUGUAAUCAUGUUUUCCUGCAUUUUCUUUGGCUAAUUCAUCAAGCUUUAUCAAGAUUACGUUCAAUGCCGUCAGUCUUUUUAUUAAUUGUACUUUAAUUUUGUUAGGUAUAAUAUAUGUGGUCAAUGACCUUAAUUUUUAUUAUAUUCAAGGAUGUAAUUACUGAUCAAUUAUGUAGGUAAUUUAAUCCGCGACCAGUAUUACUCUGCAUGUUACAUUGUACCCACAAAACUGUUUGCUACUGUGUGAUACAAAAUGUUGCAUCUGACCCCACUUUGUUUCUGUUCAGUAUUUCCCUGACGCGCGCAGGGAGUCAUUUUGAUGGAGAAAUAUUUGAUGCCACGUAUACGAGCCAUAAAACGUUCGAAGAACGGGAGGGUCCGUCGUGGAACGGUGUUAGGGGCGAUCCCAAACGGGAAGAAUGUUCAUUGCCGUUAGAGCUCCUGUGUCCUGGCGAGAAAGCGUUUUAGUGUCUCCGCACUGGAUCACUCAUAGAACGACAAAUGUUCUUUAAAGGCUACAAACCCGGCAGAUUGUGUGCGAAAGGGCCCACCCUCUUUAGAAUUCCCCGUCCGUAGAGGAGAGAGGAGCUUGUCGAAGAGACAAAGACGAGGGGGGUUGGCGUGCGAGAGGGGCGAAAGGAACGAGGAGAGGCGCGAGGGAGAGUCGGGACUCCUUCUAGAGGGUAGGUGCGGUUGAGCCCCCAAGGGGUGAAAAAGCGAGAGGAAGAUAAGGAGAUAGGGAAGAUGGGAGAGAGCUCGCCAGAUCUCAGCCUCCGGCUACGCCAGGGCAGUUCCGACUCCAGAGAUUCCUUCUACAUGGACUUCGCUCAGGGUAUCGAUUCCGAUAUCGAAGAAGUGACACGACCAGGCGAUAAUAAUUCCGAUCCCAUGCUGGAAAAUCAUCUGGAGGAGAACGGGAACGACUUUCCGCCAAUUGAGGACAUUACAACGAUCCCCGAGGAAGCUUCUGAAGAAUUAAGGGAAGAAGAGGAAGCGGCCGCAUUAGAGGCUGCGCUUCGAACGUCAGACUGUGGUACGAUUAGCACGGAAAUCGAAAAACCGUCAACUGCGACGCUCACGCAGGAUUGGCCAGGAUUGCCGGUCGCGUUGCCGUCACCAGCCUCUCCAUCUGCCGUAAUCGUCUCGCCGGAAACGCUGUCUAGACACAGCAGCAGCUCACCCUCUCGUGUUCAUCGGCCACCCCAGUUCGCAUUGGCCCUGCCAUGCUCCUCGCAGCCGAUUCCGGCGGUCUGCUAUCCGGCGCCGACCUUCCUUGAGGUCACCGAUGAGCGGAAGUGGAAGAACCUUGGCUGCGACGCCCUGGCGACCACUUUGAGCGCGCUGUACGGGAAACUCCUGGUCGUGAUGGGGAUCGCCUUUCCCAUGGCGGAAGUAAUAUCCACGUACAUACCGCCGUCGUUCUACGAGGCUUUCUACCUCUACCUCUACUUCGGCAGCAUGAUCUUCCUCGUGUACAUGUACGCCAUGCUCUUCAGGGACGGCAAGACGAAGCCAAAGAAGCAGAAGGACGUAUGCGACCUGGACUCGUCGAGAUCGUCGAGCGGCGCCGGCGGCGACAGUGACACUCCUGAGACCGGAUGCCCGCACGUGAAUCCGGUACGUCCGGUGCAACACUACGGCAGCUUCUAUCUGCGAAUGGGCGCCGUGGCGUUCGGUAUCGGCUCGAUGAUCUAUUCCGGCCUGGAAUUCGGCCAGUACUUUGAGUUGGAACAGAACACCAAGUGUCACAAUAUUAUGCUGGCGCUCACACCCGCCACGAGAAUGGCCUUCAUUUUCAUCCAGAUGUACUUCAUAUUUCUGAACAACGAGCAAAUGAAGGUUUAUCGCCAUCGCGUCGUCGCGCGUUUCGGACUAAUGCACAUGAUCGGCACGAAUCUGUCAGUCUGGCUGAACGUUCUCGUGCAGGAAACGAAACACGAGAUCCUCACCUUCUACAAUCCAGAAAUCAACUCCCUCAGGAUCUCUCACCGACUAGGUCCGAAAGGAGGACUCCACCUCGGUGGUACCACUCAUUCUCAUCACGGUGAACACGUGCGGCUUCCGCGCGGUCUCAAAGGGCCCCAUCACAUGUUCGAGUGCAGGCGGACGAAUAUAAUGGGAUCCCUGGUUCAAGAUGCCAGCCCUUUCCUCUUCCCGUGCACGAUAGAGUACAGCUUGAUUUGCGCGGCCAUCUUAUACGUCAUGUGGAAGAACAUAUCGAAAGUUGGAUUCAUACAACCCAUGACGCCGCCGCGUCAUCACACUCACGCCUAUAGGAAGUCGCCGCAUCAUUACAGCGUCGACUGCGCCCGCGCGCAUAAGGGCCUCUUCGUGGGUAUCCUGAUUCUGGUACUGACCAUAAUCUCCCUGAUCCUAUUCUUCGUGCUCAUUUCGCGACCGGAGCUGGUCAGUCUCGCGGUGACCGAGGUGAACGUCUGCGAGUUGACGCUCUAUGGGAUGUCCACCCUGGCGACGCUGAUCGGCAUGUUCCAGAUGCGCAAGUUGCGCUACGACGGUGGCCGAAACCUAGAACUCGACAACAUCCUCUUGGUGGCUGCGCAGACUGGCAUGUUCAUCUACUCCAUGUUCACCAUCAUCGGCAGCCACUUUACCCUACAGAAGCAUACGAUCCUCGUGCUGGUCACCGCUCUGGCCAGCGUCGUCCAGACCACCUGCCAGACCAUUUUCAUCCUGGACGCGUCGAGGCGCUCGGUCGCCACCGCUGAGCAGAUACGUCGGAAGCCAGGCAGGGAGAUCGUGACGUUCCUGCUGGUGACGAAUCUGGCCAUGUGGGCGAUCAACACACUGGAGAAGUCCCGGGCAGAGUCUCAUCCAGUGCAGCUGCACUUCUAUGGCCUGUGGGCGUGGACAAUCAUCACUCACGUCUCAAUGCCGUUGGCGAUUUUCUACAGGUUCCACAGCACCGUGUGCCUGUGCGAGGUGUGGAAGCGGGCCUACAAGGUCAAGCCGACCUACAUGUGACGCAAGGGGUCCCACGAGAUCGUGUGGAAGACGGGGCCACCGCAGCGGCCCAAGAGUCAGCAGUCGAGACUGGACGCCAUCGCCGAGAACGAUCCGGCGUAUUUCAUAUGAUCGAGGAAAUACCGAGCCGCGUAAGAUCGUCGAGGCGUAUGACGUAAGGCGUAACAACAUGCCGUCUUUAAAAAGACCGGACAGAGGGAGGAUCUGUCGGGGCGGCGAUAAGGAGUAGGCAUCGAUAAUCUUUAGGUGGACAGAACUUUUCUGGACGCUCGAACGCGAUCGGCGCGAUACGGCACGUACACGACGGUCCAUAUGCACGUGAUUUGUAUCGACUCCAGGGUAUCUCGAAAAGCUAAUAAAAGGUAUUAUAGAAAUAGAUCCAAAAACUCGUCUGGAUAUUACAUACGUAGUUCGAUCGAUUAGAGGAGAAUGUGUGUAUCAGCAGAAAGGUGCUCAUACAGGCUAAUUGUCCCAUGAUCUCUCUCAGUAGAUUUAGUUCGUCAUUUAUCGAAAGUGAAUGUCUUUAGCUAGUCAUGUACAAAUUCCGUCGCUGUAGAUAUUGGCGAAUUCUAUAGAAUUUACACGAUGCCACUGUGCACAAGUCUGUCACUUGCUAAAAAGAAUCAUCCGCUCGACGGGAAUCAUCGUAAAACAAUCACGUGGGGAGAAACGAUUUUGGCGAGAAGCAGAUUAUCAUCGAAGAUACGUACUUUGAGACCCUUUUAUUAAAUGGAAGAAUAUAUUGUAAAUUCUUUCCUCAUAUCUGGAGAUAUUUGAAUAUAUUUCCUCAAUUUAAUGAAUCGAAAGAGAAGUUCCGGUGAAGAAAAAACCGUGAUUGAUCACAAUCUUCGUAGAUUUAUUAUAAAUUAUCGCUCGCUCAAAAAGGUCCAAAUGUAUGAUUCUCUUACAAUCACACGACAAAAUAUUUCACUCGUUAGAAGUAGAAAGGACUAGAUUUUUCUUAGGGCAAAUCUGGUCGAUGUAACUGACUACAGUUCUUCGACCGUGCGGGAACAAUGAAUCUUCGUUCGAUAAAUAUCUCUAUCUACUCCGAAUUCCGAAGGAAUUAAGAAAGUUGAGGCCUCCUCUCUCAAAAGACUGAGAUCGUCAAGAGAACGAUCGGGACAGCGAAGCAUAAAUCCUGAUCUACUUCGAACCGAGUCCUCUAGAUAUUAAAAAAAAAAUGAAGAAACUCUAUCGUUCGGUGCUCGCACUUGAACAUUCUCACGGACAUCCGUCUUCCACGUAGUACAAACUGCAGCUUAAACAACAAUCGUCGCGUCCAUGCAGAUGGUUCGAGAAAUAGCAGUGAGGGAAAUAGAUUAUGAGUAUGUUUAAUAGAGUAAGAGACGAUAUUUUAGUACAGUGGUAUUAUUUUCGGAUUUUCGUGGUGAACAAAAUUAAUUAACAAAGCAAUUGUACAGAUCUUAAGUCAUCAAAUCGAUGAGAAAUAAGCAUAGCGUAGUUAGAAAUAAUUUGAUGCAAAGAACGGCCCGUUUCUCUCAAUUCUCUAUUUAACAAACUCAACAUCGACGCCGAACGUUUCGCGAACCUAUAUUUUUGAGCGCCUUGCAUGCUGUCCAUGUAAUACGACCACGUAGCUGUUACAUGUUCUAAAAUGGAGAACGCAGAUCAGAGAACUUUAGUCCUUUUGUAGUUGAAAAUACGUAUUGCAUGAGAAAGAUAUAAUUUUACACUUAUUGUAGAAACCGACUCAGACGUACAGACGAAAAUGAUUAUUAGCGCCGCUGUUAAGAUUAUAACUUAUAGUGCACGAGUAUUUUAUUGUUGAAUUUGUAUCAUCAAGAGAAACUUACUUUACGUCGGGUUCAGAAAAGUGAUCGGACAAGCGAAUCGAUGAUCGAUUCGUCGCAAACUCAUGUAAUUUUCGAAGCUAGAUGCAGAGCGACAGGGACGGAAAGAACUAAGACGUUCAAAUACAGUACAAUGGCUGAUCAUAUCAUUAAGCCUUAAAUCCGUCGAGAAGAGUGCUGUCCGAACUUCGAUAAGAGACAAGGGGAUCAAGAUCGAUCGAUCGCGACCGAGCGCGAUCUCGAAAACUGAAGCGACCUACUCGUGUUUCUUUCAUGCUCAACUGCACAGAUGUGAUUACAAGAUCACAGAUGCGAAAGAGGAUGAGUGAACGAAGAACGAACGAGCGAAUCAAUGCGUGAUUAUGUACGGGUACGAAUGUGAGUGUAAGUAUGAGUAUGAGUGUGCGUUCGUACAUGGAACGAUAGGAAACACAGAGAGAAAGGUGGGAAAGUCGGGAUUUAAUGUAGGCGCAUUUAUGGGUAAUACAUGUUUCGUGCUAGAAGCUUUGAUACCGAUUAUCGCCGUUGCGAAUUAUAGUUAUCCGGUCGGUGCAGUCGAUUUUUUGUAAGAUAUAGUUUCUCUAAGACGGCUGUAAAUAAACGAAGAGGGGAAUAUACAAUAAAGCGAAUUCUCUCGGUGUUUAGCGCUAGCGUUGUGUCGACAUGUUUCUUCCUAUAGCAUAUAUAUAUAUUGAAUAUAUAUAUAUAUACACAUAUUUAUAUAUACAAGAUACAAAUAUAUUUAUUAUUACGUUGUUCUAUUAUAAUAUUUAUUAUAACAUGACAUAGGAUUUACUACGCGACAUGUGUUACGUUUAUUGAGAGAUAUGAGGAUUUGUGCCGAGAUUUCAUGCUUCUUCUCUUUCCUUCACUUGUUCGCUCCUUUAUCUAUAUCUAUAUCCUAAUCAGAGCGAUUAAACUAUUGCAACAGAUACAAACACAUAAAAAUGCUAAGCAAGAUAAUACGAAAUAAUAUGUAUAUAGAAAUACUAUAGUUAUGUACGUGGUGAACACGGACCUUAAAGGAUAAUGUUACAGCUAAAUGAUAAUUCAAAUUAAAUUGUUGCAGCUUAAAUUGUUUAAACAGUGACCACUCUGGACGCCAAUAUCGCAAAAUCGCAAGAUCAAGCUCUUGUAGGAUGUUUCUCCUUUCUGAUUAGAUUUCUCUUACGUACAUCGUUGACGCGUUUGCACAAUCUCGGCACAAAUCUUCUCCGUAAAAAGAUAAAAUCAGGGCGAAACCACGAAGGACGCAAUUCGCAUCUGCGAGUGAUAUAAGAGAAAAGCGAGGGGGGAAAGGCACGGGGGAGUUCUCUUUGCGAUAUCACGUCUCGAAACUGUACUUUUUCUAUGUCCGCAUAAUCUAGUUCCUACGCAAUGUUUGUACUCUUAUACCCUUUGUACUAUUUGUACCUUACGAAUUGCAAUACACUCGUCCGCAAUAAAAAGAA
Messenger RNA from Ooceraea biroi (clonal raider ant), 7969 nucleotides. RefSeq names its product proton channel OtopLc. Gene Ontology annotation, biological process: proton transmembrane transport. Gene Ontology annotation, molecular function: proton channel activity. The record is from RefSeq and is a predicted model, not a curated record. Lineage: Eukaryota; Metazoa; Arthropoda; Insecta; Hymenoptera; Formicidae. Gene Ontology annotation, cellular component: membrane.